CGAUGUAUGAAUGGCGAUGUAUGCCGAAUACACCAAGUGGACGCCACAAGGCAGUGUUAACGUACAGUAAUGAUAACUUUUUUCCGUUAGUCGCGACCAUAUAGAGAAAACCAGACAUGGGGACGGGGACGGGAGAAGCAGGGAACGGGUGGCUGCGCUGGCAUGACCGUGAACACCGCUCCUGCCAUUCCCGAAGAACCCUACAAACACGAUCCGUCUUUGAUAUCCCAAAGUCCGUAAGUUCCUGUGCCCCAUCGAACACAAUGAUGAGGAUGAGCGAACUCCUUUCCCAGGAAACUGGCCGGGGUGCUGGAACACAUUGCCUGCCAGUCGUCUUCGGGCUUUAGAUUCUCCAGAAACAUCUCGUAUCGCUAAGGUAUAGAGCUUGGCAUCAACGACAGCUGGGUAUCGUGAAAACGUACCCGAAGUCCUGAUGAAUUUGCCGUGCAUCCUUUGUCUUUGAACCAGUUGAAGUAUGUCCCACAUAUCGCCUCUCCUGCCUCCUCCCAUAUUCCUUCUACAUUCUCUCCUCCCCUGUCCUGGCACCGAGUAGGCCGUUUCAUCUCUCCAUUGACACUCAUCUCAGUGUCUCUGCAUACCUCAAUGCUAUGAGCGAAGUCGCGCGGGACGUUCGCCAGCUUCGCCGUGUACUCCCGUGUCCCAUGGCGCACACAACGCGAAGGCGCAAAGUCCUUCCAGAAAAACUCGAUCCUCUGCCGCUCCUCCUCCUCCCGUCUCCACCGCUCCAGCUUGGCAGCAUGCGCCGCAUCUUCCCAUUGCCAUCGUCUCUUCACCUCCUCGCGCUCCGCCGCCUCCGCAUCAUGUUCCAGCCUCUCCCUGUCCCACUCGGCGCGACUUCGCUCAACCAUAUCCUGGUGUUGCCGCUUCUCGAUCGCCCACUGCUCUCGGAUGCGCUCCAUCUCGCGUCCAAGCAGACAGUUUUCGCUUCUUGAGGCCUUCGCGGUGAUAACAGGCCCCGCAACGACGCUUGCCACGAGGACGAGGACGAGCAGCCACAGCCAACACCGGAUCGUGGACUGCGCGUUCCCACGGAGGUGCCGUUCGUGCUGGGCAGACCGGUGUGGCAGGAGUGGCUCGGACUCCCGGAUGCGUAUGUUGUUAUGAAUUGAGACGUGUGGUCGAACGUCGACUGAACGAUGACCCUGCGGUGGGCCCUGAGGACGCUGGGAGUGCUGAUGUCGCUGGUAGCGUGGGUUUGUGUUCGGUCUGGGGGAGCGGCUUGUGCCUGUGGGUGGCAUCGCCGAGUAGGGCGGUGGGGGUGCGCCUCGAUUCCCUUGAUUAUGUUGCAUGUUGUAAUAGGAGGGACUUGAGAGAUCACGACCGUCUGCUUUCAAGAUGACCUCCUAUGUGGUUGCCCUACUGUACGGUGGUGGUCAAUGAAACACUUCAGGUUAGCCUCGACGUGCUGUGUACGCACAACG
Molecule: messenger RNA, 1442 nt
Organism: Coniophora puteana RWD-64-598 SS2
Lineage: Eukaryota; Fungi; Basidiomycota; Agaricomycetes; Boletales; Coniophoraceae
Exons: 5
Coding region: 759-953 (64 amino acids)
Source: RefSeq, a predicted model, not a curated record